CCUUGAUACCUCCGCGUCUCCACCAUAUACCUUUAGCAGUAUAUGUACGACCAUUUGUCAGCGACAUUAGAUAAACCUUUAUAUAUACAGUCUAUGAUAUAAACAGAUAAAUUAGAGGAUACAUUUACAGUGUUACAGUGUUUACUGCUGCAGCUGAACAACCGAGCCGAGGGUUAGUCCGGUGAGAGUCUCCACUGGACGGACAGCCGGACAGGAGAGAUAGGAUGUGGAGCUGCAGUAUUUGGGCUCUCCUGCCUCCAGUCUACUCUGCCUUCACUGCUGCGGGACUGUGGGUGGUAUACUUUGUUGCUGUCAAUCAUCAGACUAUAGCACCCCUGGGUUCAAAAUACAAGAGAAGAAAUGGAUCCUUCUAUCCUCCCUACAUUAGUGUUGCAGGCAACUCUCCACCCGCCAGCUGCAUCUUCAGCGAAGUCAUGAACCUGGCUGCGUUUGUGGGCUUCAUUCUGGCCAUCCUCAGGUACCUUCAGCUGAAACACACAGUGGUCAGUCAGUGUCUGAAUGCUGGCAGUCUGUUGGCAUUGUCUUUUGGCUGCUUUGGGAUGACACUAGUAGGAAACUUCCAGAUAUUCACUGAGGAGAUGAUCCACAACUUUGGCACCUUGAUGACGUUUGGCCUGGGCACGCUGUUCUGCUGGGUGCAGUCCUACAUCACCCUGAGAGCCAACCUGAAGAACGAAGGGAGGAAGGCCGGGAUCCUCCGCUUCCUGUUGUCCGGAUCCAUCACUCUCUGCAUGAUACUCUAUUUCUCCCUGAUGGCUCAGGGCUUCCACAUGCAGGCCGCUCAGUGCCAGUGGGCGCUGGUCAUGUUCUUCCUCAUCUUCCUCAGCACUUUCGGCAUUGAGUUUCGUCACAACCGCUUUGACAUCAUGUGUACAGAACACUCAGGGGGUCCUGAAAGCCUGUCGGACAGUUUAGAAGUGUCCAGGUACCAGCCGGACCAACUGUAAGGAUGGAUUAUCUCAUUUAAAGAUGUGCAGGUUUAACUGCAGGAAACGCAUGGAACAGCAACUUUAAGAUGCAUUUAUUCUAUAUACAAAACUGUUUUUACACCAAUUGUUUACUUUAACUAUUUGUUUCACAUCAUGACGUAAUGAAGGCAAGUUCCUCUAUAAGCAUUUUAGAAGUAGAGAAUCUGCUGGCUUUAUCAAUCAUUGUAUUUAUAUGGAAGGAUGUUUUAGUGAAUUAGUUAUACCCAGGGCCGGCCCUAGACAUUUUGGUGCCCUAGGCGAGAUUAUAAUUUGGUGCCCCGCCCCUCCAAGCAAUACACAAUAGAAUAUAUAAAGAAUAAAUAAAAAAUCUCUACUAAAGACCAA
Molecule: messenger RNA, 1334 nt
Organism: Gymnodraco acuticeps
Lineage: Eukaryota; Metazoa; Chordata; Actinopteri; Perciformes; Bathydraconidae
Gene: tmem150c
Product: transmembrane protein 150C
Exons: 8
Coding region: 225-968 (247 amino acids)
Source: RefSeq, a predicted model, not a curated record